This is a messenger RNA of Laccaria bicolor S238N-H82, 1623 nucleotides long. RefSeq lists its product as uncharacterized. The record is from RefSeq and is a predicted model, not a curated record. Gene Ontology annotation, biological process: protein deubiquitination. NCBI's taxonomy places the organism in Eukaryota, Fungi, Basidiomycota, Agaricomycetes, Agaricales, Hydnangiaceae. Bases 1 to 1623 code for a protein of 540 amino acids. Gene Ontology annotation, molecular function: cysteine-type deubiquitinase activity; zinc ion binding. The transcript is spliced from 12 exons.
AUGGCUGCUUCUGGAUGCCCUCACAUUGCUAAACACCUCGGAGACGUCAGCACCACCGGAGACACCGAUUUCAUUCAGAAAUACAAGACAGUUGUAUCCUGGAACGUACGGUACGCUCAGAGUGUCAGAAACCCUGCAAAACGAAGAAAGGUGUUUGCGCCGAUGUGUGGCGUAUGCGAUCUCGCUCUUUCCCGUCCAUUCGCAUGCUUACAUUGCGAUUUUGCUGGUUGCUGGCUGGAGGGACAUGCGCUAGGUCACCUGCGUGAUGCCGGUCACAAUUUUUGUGCCGAUACAAAGACAGGGUCUAUAUUCUGUGCCCAGUGCCAAGAUUUUAUCUACCACCCGAAAGUUGAUGAGAUUUACCUCGCUGCUGUCGUGAUGACUGAAGAGCAGCAAACAAAAUUUCAAGUAUCAAAAAAACUUCGGGAACCGUACCAAAUUUGGGUUCCAGAAGCAAAGGACAUCCUCGCGCUAAAGAAUUCGGUCCCGAUUCCGUGUCAAGCCCGUCGAGGUCUACUAAAUCUCGGGCAAACCUGUUUCCUAAAUGUCGUGUUGCAGUCCUUUGCGCACAACCCCCUUCUUCGGAACUAUUUCCUGAGCGAUAAACAUAAUUCUAAACAAUGCAAGACCGAAACGUGCACAUGCUGCGAAAUGGAUAAACUCUUUACUGAGAUAUACUCGGAAGACCCCAAUCCGUAUGGACCCAUCACCUUCCUGGCGACCACCUGGCGCGCAUCCGCCGAACUCUCCGGCUACGCCCAACAAGAUGCACACGAAUUCUUCAUAUCCGCGCUGAACCAAAUUCACUCGACUUCUCGCGGUUCAACAGAAGUGUCUUGUAAUUGCAUCAUUCACUCAACCUUUGCGGGCCAACUGCAGAGUGAUGUGAAGUGCGAACGAUGUGGCAAUAUAACGAACACUAUCGAUCCCAUGCUUGACAUCAGCCUGGAGUUGAAAGGGAAAGGUGGGGAAGUUGCUCCUGGCGAUACCCUGGCCGCUUGUUUACGGCGAUUCACGCAAUUUGAAAAGCUGGGUCCAAAAGAAUACACAUGCAGUAAAUGCGCCAAGAUCUCUCACGAAGCCAGCAAACGUCUAAGUAUUCGGACACUACCUCCUGUAUUAAGUUUUCAAUUCAAGCGAUUCGAGCACAAAACCAACGACAAAUCAUCUGCUCGAAAAAUAGACGCACAGGUUCGGUUCCCAGCUUCAAUCAACAUGGCGCCGUACACCACGCUUGUAAUAAAAGACAUGGAGGGGGCUAACGCGAACGAUGCUAGAUAUACGUGCCCUGCUCCGGAGGUGAUGUAUGAGUAUGACCUCUUCGCCGUGAUCAAUCAUGAAGGACAGAUUGAUACGGGGCAUUACACCAAUUACGCGUGUUUCCAAGAUGAGUGGUAUAAAUUCGACGACGACAAAGUAACACCAUCAACACUGGGCGCGUGCCUCGCCUCCGCCGCAUAUAUGUGUUUCUACGUGAAGCGACACUUGGACUACAAACCGAACAUCAAGCCAUCGUACGUCCAGGCACAUGAAGCGGAGGCGGUGAGGGAGAAGGAGCUAGAGAGGGAGAGGGAGGCGGCACGGAUUAAAGAUGUGGAGGAUGCGCUUUUGGCUACUGUCUAA